AGCUUCUGUUGAAGGUUGGUCUCAUUCUCAACUCUGAAACAUCAACAGCAGCAGAUGAUCUUUAAGGAUGGAGGAAGAAAUACAUUAUUCAACUCUGGUUUUUAACAAAAAUGCGUCACCUUCAAAAGAGGAAAAAGAGGAUGUUACAGUUUAUUCUGGGGUAAAAUUUGCAGAGCCUGUGACUACUGAACCAAAGGAAAACAAGGACCCGACUACUACUUCAGAGUUCAAAGCAAAAGAGCCUGAAGCUACUGUAUCAAGUAAAUUUGCAGAAAUUGAACCGGUUGCAGACUCUCACUCUCGCACUCAUCUCUUGCCGAUGUGUUUGGGGAUACUUUGCAUCAUCCUGUUGGCGAGCAUUAUCGGCCUCAUCGUCUACAUCACCACAGUAACGAACAAACUGGAAGCAAACCUCAGCAACCUCAAAGGACAAAAUGAGCAGCUAAUGAUGGAAAAGAGAGUCUUAGAAAAUCUGACUGAGCAGGUCACAGUGAAGAUGAAAAUGUUUGAGAACCAGACUGAGCAGCUAAUGAUGGAAAAGAGAAUAUUGUUGAAUCAGACUGAGCAGCUAACGAUGGAAAAGAGAAUAUUGUUGAAUCAGACUGAGCAGCUAACGAUGGAAAAGAGAGUCUUAGAAAAUCUGACUGAGCAGGUCACAGUGAAGAUGAAAAUGUUUGAGAACCGGACUGAGCAGCUAAUGAUGGAAAAGAGAAUAUUGUUGAAUCAGACUGAGCAGCUAACGAUGGAAAAGAGAAUAUUGUUGAAUCAGACUGAGCAGCUAAUGUUGGAAAAGAGAAUAUUGUUGAAUCAGACUGAGCAGCUAACGAUGGAAAAGAGAAUAUUGUUGAAUCAGACUGAGCAGCUAACGAUGGAAAAGAGAAUAUUGUUGAAUCAGACUGAGCAACUAACGAUGGAAAAGAGAGUCUUAGAAAAUCUGACUGAGCAGGUCACAGUGAAGAUGAAAAUGUUUGAGAAUCAGACUGAGCAGUUAAUGAUGGAAAAGAGAAGACUGCAGAAUCAGACCGAGCAGCUGAGCAGAGACCGAGACGACCUCAACUGGACACUGGGAGUCAUCCUGACAUUCAACAACUUUCCAGUAAACGAAUUUUGCCCGAACAAAAAUUGUCAGUCGUGUCGCACCAGCUGGAUUCAGUACCAGAAAAAGUGCUACCUGUUUUAUGAAGACAGUUCUUGGAUGACAUGGAAUGACAGUCGACAGUACUGCAAAGAUAAAAAUGCAGAUCUGGUUGUUAUUGAUGACCUGCAGGAACAGAAAUUCAUCGGUCAAAACACGAAGUACUACUUUGACGAGUAUCACGGAUACUGGAUGGGGCUGCAGAAUAAUGGCACCACAUGGGUCUGGAUUGAUGGACACAAGGACACACUUCAGUACUGGAAGAAUUUGUUCAAUUCAACACUUUAUGCACUGACGAUGCCUGGAAACAAUCCCCAACAGAGCUGGAACUCAGGAAUUAAUUAUUUUCUGAACAAAUUCAUCUGUGAAGACGACGUCCUGAUAAGGUCCAAUUAGCUAACACUGUGUUUGUAUUCUUCCUCUUCAUGUUACACCAAAAUAUAACUUUCUGAAUCAUCAGUUUUAGACAGUAAAAAACUUUAAAACAAAUAUGUAAGGAUGCUUUUUAGAAAACCCAUUUUAUAUAUUCUAUAGAAGUAGGCUACAAGUCCAUUUACUACUUACAAGAAGACAAAACAGAGUAAAAUAAUGUGACGACUCAGCUGUUUCUUUUCUUAUAAAAGCUUUUUAAUAGAGGCCUUUAGAUUUGCUUUGCUUGUUAAUUAAAAACCAGCUUCUGUUCUCUUAGUGUGAAACUAGUUGAUUUUUUUCAUUUAAGAAACGUUUUUUGAGGGACAAAAUCCUCACAGGACAAAGAGAAGAAAAUGAUCACAUGUUUUCACUUUCUUUUUGAACAAAUAAAACACUAAAUAUCUUGAAAUUGUUGUAAUAAAAAGAUUUUAUCAGCUCUGUAUUAAAUAGAUUGAAGUUCCAGAUCAGUUCUUUUGGUUAAAACUACUUUAAGGACUGCAGGACUUCUGUAAUUCAGUCCAACGGGGACAAAGUUUGGAGUCCGAUCAACAUUGAGGAAACAAUCCCUUUACACACUAUAAGAAAUCUGUAGAACAACAAUCAAUUCAUGAGGUAAUCUGAUUUUAUUCUACAUUAAGACCCUGAAGGAAUCAGGAGAUUCUCUGUUAAUGAUCUGUGCCGCCAGCUUUUCAGUCCAAAGAUUCUGUUCAAUGA
This is a messenger RNA of Melanotaenia boesemani (Boeseman's rainbowfish), 2260 nucleotides long. Its product is annotated as asialoglycoprotein receptor 1-like. Bases 68 to 1531 code for a protein of 487 amino acids. The record is from RefSeq and is a predicted model, not a curated record. The transcript has 8 exons. Lineage: Eukaryota; Metazoa; Chordata; Actinopteri; Atheriniformes; Melanotaeniidae.